Molecule: messenger RNA, 10685 nt
Organism: Bombina bombina (fire-bellied toad)
Lineage: Eukaryota; Metazoa; Chordata; Amphibia; Anura; Bombinatoridae
Gene: RING1
Product: ring finger protein 1
Exons: 7
Coding region: 118-1152 (344 amino acids)
Biological process (GO): negative regulation of DNA-templated transcription
Cellular component (GO): PcG protein complex; ubiquitin ligase complex
Molecular function (GO): ubiquitin protein ligase activity; chromatin binding
Source: RefSeq, a predicted model, not a curated record
GCUGGAUUGACUUCCUGUUUGUGUCUCCAUCACUGUUCUUCGCGGAUAACCGGGGCUCACGUGACGUGGACGGCUGGGAUCCGGGGUACGUAACGUCACAAAGACGCUGGUGGGAAGAUGGCGACUCCGGUGAGUGCGCAGUGCUCCAGCAAGACGUGGGAGCUCAGUCUUUACGAGCUGCACCGCACACCACAGGAAGCGAUCAUGGAUGGUACAGAGAUCGCCGUCUCCCCUCGUAGCCUGCACAGCGAGCUGAUGUGUCCCAUCUGUCUGGAUAUGUUGAAAAACACCAUGACCACCAAGGAAUGCCUGCACCGAUUCUGCUCAGAUUGUAUUGUCACUGCUCUGCGCAGCGGGAACAAGGAAUGCCCCACAUGUAGGAAGAAGCUGGUUUCUAAACGCUCCCUCCGUCCCGAUCCAAAUUUCGAUGCUCUCAUCUCCAAAAUCUACCCAAGCCGAGACGAAUAUGAGGCCCACCAAGACCGCGUGCUGGCAAAGCUCAGCCGGCUUCACAAUCAACAAGCUUUGAGCACCAGUAUUGAGGAAGGACUGAAAAUGCAGGCUAUGCACAGGGCACAGCGAGUUCGGAAGCACCAGCACGAGUCCGACAACACCACUUUUAGCGGGGGUGAGGAUAAUUGUGACAGUCGCUCACACGUCAGCAAUCCUUCAGUACACAGCAAUCAAGAGGCGGGGCCAAGUCGCAAGAGGUCCCGAGGGUCUGAGGAUUCUGGCGCUGAGCCUGACCUUUCACAUGAGGGUGGCGUACGGAGUCCCGAUCCACCAGGCAGUGGCGAGACUGGCAGUGAGAUUGAGCUGGUGUUCCGAGCUCACCCUCUUUUGGUGGAGAAAGAUGGUUAUAGUCAGACAAGGUUUGUUAAGACUACGGCAAACGCUACAGUCGAUCACCUGUCAAAGUACCUGGCAUUGCGUAUUGCGCUGGAGGAGGAAGCUCUACGCGGAGGAGCUGAUGCUGUCACUCUCGGGGAAGUCAGUGAGAAACAAUACACAAUUUAUAUUUGUGCAGGAGCUGCUGGCGGCCAGUAUACAACGCUUAAUGGUUCGUUAACGCUCGAGCUCGUUAAUGAAAAGUACUGGAAGGUGAGCAAACCAUUGGAAUUAUAUUAUGCCCCCACAAAGGAGCAGAAAUAAGCGUGAACGCUUGACCUUAAGAGACUUUUACCUUCCUUACUCAGCUUUCCCAAUCUUUCAUGAACUUUCUGGACUGGAAUAUUGCUUCCACAGCGGAGCAGCAUAUGCAGGGGGUGUCACUUGCUGACUGGGGUGAACGUGUGACCUAUUCCUGUCAUGCAACGUGUUGGCACACAAAAUAAAUACAGGAGUAGUUACAAAGUGGACUUAAUCUACAUGUUACCCCCUUCAGUGACUGUUCAUUAAAGAACAGGGUAGGUGAAAAGGCACCGAGAUCAUAAAAAAAAGGCACAUUUCUGCUUUAUUUUUUAUCAAAGACUUGAAAUGAACACAGGCUUUGUGUACAAUAGGACGUCCGUGAAGAUGGAACGUGACAGCACAGAUUUGUCCCCCCCCCUUUUUGCUUUGAAGAGGACAAGUUUUUUUCUGUGGUGUGGGAGCUAGUGUGCCCCCCUUUUCCACCCCUGAACUUAAAGACCCAAUAUGAAGGCAAAAGAGAUACUGCAAUAACACAUCCAUCAUUAUAUCAGAGCUUAAAGGGACAGUCUACACCAUAAUUUUUAUUGUUUUAAAAGAUAGAUAAUCCCUUUAUUACCCAUUUCCCAGUUUUGUAUAACUAACACAUUUAUAAUAAUAUAGUUUUAACCUCUGUGAUUAUCUUGUAUCUAAGCCUCUGCCCCUUUUUUUAGUUCUUUUGACAGACUUGCAGUCUAGCCAAUCAGUGCCUGCUCCCAGAUAACUUCUCGUGCACGAGCACAGUGUUAUCUAUAUGAAAUACGUGAACUAACACCCUCUAGUGGUGAAAAACUGUUAAAAUGCAAUCUGAAAGAGGUGGGCUUCAAGGUCUAAGAAAUUAGCAUAUGAACCUCCUAGGUUAAGCUUUCAACUAAGAAUACCAAGAGAACAAAGCAAAAUUGGUGAUAAAAGUAAAUUUGAAAAUUGUUUAAAAUUACAUGCUCUAUCUGAAUCAUGAAAGUUUAUUUUGGCCUAGACUGUCCCUUUAACAAACCCACGAAUUCCACGUACGUAUUUUUUUUCUUUAGAGUAUUCUCCAUAUCUAUACAGGGUAGAAAUAAAUAUAACUAUAGUUUACCAGUUAUAGAACAAAGUUGCCUUUCUUACUCAUCCUCUCUUGCCAGUACUUUGGAUGGCUCAUAAAUUUCAGAUACGUUUUUUCAACACCUGGAUAUUGGGAGCUGUCUGCAUUUGUAUUAUGAAUUACGGACUAUAAUUGCGACGGAACCCUGGCAAACCCAAGGAUUAAUAUAUUGGAUCAUUGAAACUCUCCCAUUGUUGUAUAACAUUUGUGUGUUUGGCCCUGACUAGAUUUGCGUGGGUUUCCAGUUCAUAUAUUCAUUGAAUUCAUAGCUUGUUUUUUUGUUUUGUUUUUUCGUUUGCUGUAUUUUGUCUGUGUUGUUUUCUUUUCCAUAAUUGUUACGGUUAACCCAGACAGUGGGGGGAAAAAAUAUUAACUGAUUUUCAUUUUGUUUUUUUUUGUUAAAGGGUUAUAGUAUUUUAAAAAAAUUGUUUUCCUGGUCCAGAUGGAACAUUCUAUUUUCAAUUUGUCUUUUUUCACUUGGUACCUUUUGUUGAAAAGCAGGGAGUUAAGCUCUGCAGUGCUAUAUGGAAGCAGUUUUGCAACAAUGCUAUACAUUAGCACGAGCACUUUUUCCUACCAUGUGGUGCUCCAGAUGUGAACUCUACUUACCUAGGCAUUUCUUCAACCGAAAAUACCAAAUGAUGAAGUCAAUUUGAUAAUAGAAGUGAAUUUGAAACUUUUUUUUUUUAAUUGUAAGCUCUGCCUGAAUCACGAAUUUGGGUUUCGUAUCCCUUUAAUCAACAAUUCCAAAACGAAUUGAUGAAUUGAUGAAUGGUAGAUUUUUUUGUUUUUGUCCCCCUUCAAUGUUUGUUUUUAAUUUAAAGUGAUAAAAAAGAUAUCUAAUGCUUAUUGCUUUUGUUCAAAAGCAUUGUGCAUUAAAGGAACACUGUGAUCCAUUUUUAUUCCUUAUUUUAAAAUAUUUCAACAUGUAUGAUUUUUUUUUUUUAAAAGGAGGUCCUUUUUUAUUGCCAUUAUUGAAAAGGCAUGCCCUUCUACAUCUGUGGGAGUUGCUCCUAUAAGCCAAUAAGAAUGAAUGCUGCCUAUUAGCCAAUGAGAAUGGAUUCUGCAGUGUGCAACAUGCAUAUCCUGUUGGAUUAAAUUUAAAUGGAGUUACGUAUUCUUUUUUUUUACGCAAAACAAAAGAUAAUAUUGUUAGCAUUAGAAGUGUUGCUCUUUCAUGUGUGUCGGAAACAUUUUUCUUUUUUUGAGUACAGUGUCCGUUUAAAGUGAAUGUAAAUGUUUAUGAAUUGGGGCCCGGUUUUUAAAAACAGGAGAACUUUUGUUCAUGAAACGUUACAUUGCAGCGUUUUUUAAAAAAAAUACUUACCUUUCUUUUGCAUGAUGUACCGAGUCCACGGAAUAAACCUAACUUGUGGGAUAUUGUCCUUCCUGAAUGGAAGUAGCAAAGAGAGCACCACAGCAGAGCUGUCUAUUUAGCUCCCCCCUUAACUCCACCCCCCAGUCAUUCUUCUUUGCUGGCUCUAAGCAGGAAGACUAAAGAGAAGAGGUGUUAAACUGUUUAGUUUAGGGCUGCAACUAACGAUUAUUUUCAUAAUCGAUUAAUCGGCCGAUUAUUUUUUCGACUAAUCGGAUAAAAAGAGAAUCAAUAAUACUUUUCUAUGUUUUAAAUAAAAUCCACAUAAUGAGUGUUACAAAUAUAAACUUCAGACUAAAACUUUACAUUAACACAAUUUUUAAGCAGCAGAGCAAAGUUUAAACAAAACAAAACCACAAACUGUUUGAAAAGAGGUAGAACUAGAAAGAGUUAGACUAUCACUGUUAAUAAUAUUCUGUUAUUCACUCUUUCAGAAACUUUGCAUUGAAAUGCAAACAUCUCAACAUGUCCACAUGCUUCUGGCUAAAGCUAGUUCUCUGUUUGCAGCUAUAUUUCCUGCAGCAGAGAAAAGGCUGUUGAGGUGUAUAAGUAGGGUUUUGCCAAUUUCACCAAAGUGGGAUAUUUAUCUUUGUUAGCUCUUCACCAAUGCUAAGUGUUUUCUACCUUGGCAAGGGGCCUCUCAAAGUAACCCUUGACUUCAUUCCAACAUAAAAAUAUAUUGACUAUCUAUAUGCAAUGGUAAAUAACCAGCUAUAAGGUUAGGGGAAAUAUCUAGUCCGCUCUAAAAAUAACGAAUAUACACUUUUAUAAAGGUUGAAAAACCAACUAAUCGAUUAUGAGAUUCGUUGACAACUAUUUUCAUAAUCGAUUAUUAUCGAUUAUGGCGAUUAGUUUUUGCAGCUCUAGUUUAGUUUUAUUUUAUCUUCAAUCAAGUGUUUGUUAUUUUUAAAUGGUACCGGUGUUGUACUAUUUACUCUCAGGCAGGACAUAGAUGAAGAUUUCUGCCUGGAGGAUGAUGAUCUUAGCAUUUGUAACUAAGGUCCACUGCUGUUCCCACAGAAGCUGAGGAGUACAGGAAAACUUCAGUGUGAGGAACGGUUUCUUGCUAAACAGCAAUGAGGUAUGUUCAGUCAUAUUUUCUGCAGAGACUGUGUUAACUCAGAAAGGCUGACAGUGUGCCCAUUAGGGUAAGGGGAAGCAGUAAUCCUAGUGUUAUCAGAGGUUUUUACUAGCUUGCAUAAAGGGUUAAUUUUUUGUGGGCACUCAGUUUAUGUGAAUUUGGGACAAACGUUUUUGUGUCUGGGAGUAACGUUUUCUGUUUUAUGGGACAUUUGCUUGAGGGUUCUUUGGGGUUGUUUAUAACCCACAUGGCUUUCAGGCAGGGUUUGUUAAUUUUGUGUAGGCCCCAGCAGGCGGGGCCUACAUUUACAAGCAGCAAGCAACUUCUCCUGAGGUCCUGAGAGUCUUCUGAGGGACUAAUUAAAGCUUUAAACCCCAUAUUAUCGUUCCUAAGGGCAGGUAGGGCCACAGCAGAGCUGUGGCAAGGUGCUAACAGGGGUUUUAACCAGUUUUAGACAAUUAUCAAUCAGUUUUUUUCAUUUGGGGGUUUAUUGCUUAUUAACUUGUGGUGCAAUCCUUCUAAAGCUUAGUGGGUACACUGUUAAAAUUUCAGAAAAAUUGAAGCAAUUUUAACCUGUUUUGCAGUUUUUGUAUGAAUUUUUUCUCUUAAAGGCACAGUACCGUUUUUGCAAAUUAUGUUUAUUUCAUUAAAUAAAGUGUUUUCCAAGCUUGCUUGCUUUAUUACUAGUCUGUUAAACAUGUCUGACACUGAGGAAACUCAUUGUUCAAUUUGUUUAGAAGCCAUUGUGGAACCCCCUCUUAGAAUGUGUCCCACUUGUACUGAUAUGUCUAUAAAUUGCAAACAGCAUAUUUUGACUUAUAAAAGUUUGGCAUUAGAUGAUUCUCAGACAGAAGGAAUCAGGUUUUGCCAUCUAGUUCUCCCCAAGUGUCACAACCAGUAACGCCCGCACAAGCGACGCCGAGUACUUCUGGUGCGUCUAAUUCUUUCACCUUGCAAGAUAUGGCUUCAGUUAUGAAUACUACCCUCACAGAGGUUGUAUUUAAGCUGCCUGGGUUGCAAGGGAAGUGCAGUAGCUCUGGGUUAAGAACAAAUGCUGAGCCUUCUGACGCUUUAGUAGCAGUAUCCGAUAUUCCCUCACAAUGUUCUGAGGUAGGGAUGAGGGAUUUGCUGUCUGAGGGAGAGAUUUCUGAUUCAGGAAAGAUGUUCUCUCAGACAGAUUCAGAUAUGACGGCAUUUAAAUUUAAGCUAGAGCACUUCCGCUUAUUGCUCAGGGAGGUUUUAGCUACUCUGGAUGAUUGUGACCCUAUUGUAGUUCCAGAGAAAUCGUGUAAAAUGGACAAAUAUUUAGAGGUUCCUGUUUACACUGAUGUGUUUCCGGUCCCUAAGAGGAUUUCGGACAUUGUUACUAAGGAGUGGGAUAAACCAGGUAUUCCGUUCUCUCCCCUUCCUGUUUUUAAGAAAAUGUCUCCCAUUUCUGACACCAUAAAGGACUCAUGGCAGACGGUCCCUAAGGUGGAGGGAGCUAUUUCUACCCUGGCUAAGCGUACAACUAUACCGAUUGAAGACAGUUGUGCUUUCAUUGAUCCUAUGGAUAAAAAAUUAGAGGGUCUCCUAAAGAAAAUUUUUGUUCAUCAAGGUUUUCUUCAACUUAUAGCAUGCAUUGUUCCUGUAACCACUGCAGCUGCCUUUUGGUUUGAGGCUCUAGAAGAGGCUCUUCAGAUGGAAACCCCACUAGAUGAUAUUUUGGACAGAAUUAAGGCUUUUAAGUUGGCUAAUUCUUUUAUUACAGACGCCGCUUUUCAUCUUGCUAAAUUAGCAGCUAAGAAUUCAGGUUUUGCCAUUUUAGCGCGUAGAGCAUUAUGGCUUAAGUCCUGGUCAGCUGAUGUGUCAUCUAAAUCUAAGCUUUUGUCCAUCCCUUUCAAAGGUAAGACCCUAUGCGGGCCUGCAUUUAAAGAGAUCAUUUCAGACAUUACUGGAGGGAAGGGUCAUACCCUCCCUCAGGAUAAGUCAAAUAAGACGAGGACCAAGCAAAAUAAUUUUCAUUCUUUUCGAAACUUCGAGUGGUCCCUCUACCUCUUCGCCUGCUGCAAAGCAAGAGGGGAACUUUGCUCAAUCCAAGCCAACCUGGAGACCUAAUCAGGCUUGGAACAAGGGUAAACAGGCCAUAAAUCCUGCUGCUACCACUAAGUCAGCAUGGAGGGGUAGCCCCCUAUCCAGGACCGGAUCUAGUAGGGGACAGACUCUCUCUCUUUGCUCAGGCCUGGGCAAGAGACGUUCAGGAUUCCUGGGCAGUAGAAAUUGUAACCCAUGGAUACCUUCUAGAUUUCAAGGAUUCCCCUCCAAGGGGGAGGUUCCAUCUUUCUCAAUUGUCUGUAAACCAGACAAAAAGAGAGGCGUUCUUACGCUGUGUAGAAGAUCCUAAACUAAUUCCUAAGAGUUCCAUCUUUACAAGAUGGAGAACAUUCGGACUAUCUUACCAUUGAUCCAGGAGGGUCAAUAUAUGACCACCGUGGAUUUAAAGGAUGUGUAUCUUCACAUUCCUAUCCACAAAGAUCAUCACCAGUUUCUCAGGUUCGCCUUUCUGGACAAGCAUUAUCAGUUUGUGGCUCUUACUUUUGGGUUGUCCACUGCGCCGUGAAUCUUCACGAAGGUGCUAGGGUCCCUUCUGACGGUUCUAAGGCCACGGGGCAUAGCAGUGGCGCCUUAUGUAGACAACAUUCUAAUUCAAGCGUCGUCCUUCCAACUAGCCAAUCUCACACGGACUUAGUGUUGGCCUUUCUAAGGUCUCACGGGUGGAAAGUGAACGUAAAAAAAGAGUUCUCUUUCCCCCCUCACAAGAGUUUAAUUUCUAGGGACUCUUAUAGACUCGGUGGACAUGAAAAUUUUUCUGACGGAGGUCAGGAAAUCAAAGAUUUUGUCCACCUGCCGAGCUCUUCAUUCCAUUCCUCGGCCGUCAGUGGCUCAGUGUAUGGAGGUAAUCGGACUAAUGGUAGCGGCAAUGGACAUAGUUCAGUUUGCUCGCUUGCAUCUCAGACCACUGCAACUAUGCAUGCUCAAUCAGUGGAAUGGGGAUUAUGUGGAUUUAUCUCCUCAGAUAAAUCUGGAUCAAGAGACCAGAGACUCUCUUCUUUGGUGGUUGUCACAGGAUCAUCUGUCCCAGGGAAUGUGUUUCCGCAGGCAAGAAUGGGUUAUAGUGACGACAGACGACAGUCUUCUGGGCUGGGGUGCAGUCUGGAAUUCCCUGAAAGCUCAGGGUUUGUGGACUCGGGAGGAGGCUCUCCUACCGAUAAAUAUUCUGGAAUUAAGAGCGAUAUUCAGUGCUCUCCAGGCAUGGCCUCAGCUGGCUUCGGCCAGAUUCAUCAGGUUUCAGUCGGACAACAUCACGACUGUGGCUUAUAUAAAUUAUCAGGGCGGAAAAAAGAGUUCCUUAGCGAUGAUAGAGGUCUCAAGGAUAAUCCAAUGGGCAGAGGCUCACUCUUGCCAUCUGUCAGCGAUCUAUAUCCCAGGUCUAGAGAACUGGGAGACAGAUUUUCUAAGUCAUCAGACUUUUCAUCCGGGGGAGUGGGAAUUUGCUCAGCUGGUUCGGCUAUGGGGCACACCAGAGUUGGAUCUGAUGGCGUCUCGUCAGAAUGCCAAACUUCCUUGUUACGGCUCCAGGUCAAGGGAUCCUCAGGCUGUACUGAUAGAUGCUCUAGCAGUACCCUGGUCGUUCAACCUGGCUUAUGUGUUUCCACCUUUCCCUCUCCUUCCACGUCUGAUUGCCAGAAUCAAACAGGAUAGAGCAUCAGUGAGUUUGAUAGCGCCUGCAUGGCCACGCAGGACUUGGUAUGCAGACCUGGUGGACAUGUCAUCCCUUCCACCAUGGUCUCUGCCAUUGAGACAGGACCUUCUGAUUCAAGGUCCAUUCAAGCAUCCAAAUCUAAUUACUCUGCAACUGACUGCUUGGAGAUUGAACGCUUGAUUCUAUCAAAGCGGGGUUUCUCUGAGUCAGUCAUAAAUACCUUGAUUCAGGCUCGAAAGCCUGUUACCAGGAAAAUUUAUCAUAAGAUAUGGCGUAAAUAUAUUUUUUGGUGCGAAUCCAAAGGCUUCUCCUGGAGUAAAAUCAGGAUUCCUAGGAUUUUGUCUUUUCUCCACGAGGGAUUGGAGAAAGGAUUAUCAGCUAGUUCCCUAAAGGGACAGAUAUCUGCUCUGUCUAUUUUGUUGCACAAGCGUCUGGCAGAUGUUCCAGACGUUCUGGCUUUUUGCCAGGCUUUAGUUAGAAUUAAGCCUGUGUUUAAACCUAUUGCUCCGCCAUGGAGUCUAAAUUUAGUUCUUAGAGUUCUUCAGGGGGUUCCGUUUGAACCCAUGCAUUCCAUAGAUAUUAAGCUUUUAUCUUGGAAAGUUUUGUUCCUAGUUGCUAUCUCUUUAGCUCAAAGAGUUUCUGAACUAUCUGCAUUACAAUGUGACUCCCCUUAUCUUGUGUUCUAUGCUGAUAAGGUGGUCUUGCGUACCAAGCCUGGGUUCCUACCUAAGGUUGUUACUAACAGGAAUAUCAAUCAAGAAAUUGUUGUUCCUUCUCUGUGUCCUAAUUCUUCUUGUAAGAAGGAACGUCUGUUGCACAACUUGGACGUGGUUCGUGCUUUGAAAUUUUAUUUGCAGGCAACCAAAGAUUUUCGUCAAACAUCUUCUUUGUUUGUUGUCUAUUCUGGAAAUCGUAGGGGUCAAAAGGCUACGGCGACUUCUCUUUCCUUUUGGCUGAAAAGCAUCAUCCGUUUGGCUUAUGAGACUGCUGGACAGCAGCCUCCUGAAAGGAUUACAGCUCAUUCUACUAGAGCGGUAGCUUCCACAUGGGCUUUUAAAAAUGAUGCUUCUGUUGAACAGAUUUGUAAGGCUGCGACUUGGUAGUCGCUUCAUGCCUUUUCAAAAUAUUAUAAAUUUGAUACUUUUGCUUCUUUGGAGGCUAUUUUUGGGAGAAAGGUUUUGCAAGCAGUGGUGCCUUCCGUUUAGGUUCCUGUCUUGUCCCUCCCUUCAGCCGUGUCCUAAAGCUUUGGUAUUGGUAUCCCACAAGUUAGGAUGAAUCCGUGGACUCGGUACAUCAUGCAAAAGAAAACAAAAUUUAUGGUUACCUGAUAAAUUUCUUUCUUUUGCGAUGUACCGAGUCCACGGCCCGCCCUGUCUAUUCAAGACAGAUAGUAUUUUUUUUUUAUGUAAACUUCAGUCACCCCUGCACCUUAUAGUUUCUCCUUUUCUUCCUUGGCCUUUGGUCGAAUGACUGGGGGGUGGAAUUAAGGGGGGAGCUAUAUAGACAGCUCUGCUGUGGUGCUCUCUUUACUACUUCCUGUCAGGAAGGACAAUAUCCCACAAGUUAGGAUGAAUCCGUGGACUCUGUACAUCGCAAAAGAAAGAAAUUUAUCAGGUAAGCAUAAAUUUUGUUUUUUCUGCAGCAAAGCCGGAUCGGCGAUACUCUGCCCGCUUCUCAUGCUGUACUUAGCACAGCAAUGACGAAACCGGCUUCGUCCAAUCACGAGAUGGACGCUCUAGGGUGCACGCCAUGAUUGGAGGAAGCCGGUUUUGUCAUUGCUGACGUAAGUACAGAGGAGCUGCGGGCGGGAGAUCGCCGCUGCAAUGUAAAGUUUCAUGAAUGAAAGUGCCCCUGUUUUUAAUAGUAUUUUUACAUUCACUUUAAGAAUGCAGGGAUUACAUGUGCAGUUAUGUAUCUACAAUGUGCAUCAACCACCGUAUUUAGUAUUUACAAUAUGGCCUCACCUAGUUUUUAGAAGAUCAUGCAAGCACUUUGUUGUUAGGCUGUCGGGCAGUCAGAACUCAAGAGGAGAGCAAUACCGCUGCCCCUUUUGGUUUGUGUGGUAAACGUGCAAUAACGACCGCCGGGAGGAGUCAGUGUGGUGCUCUUUUGAGGACAAGCAUUUAUGGCUGGGCUGGGGGGGGGGAUAUGAGUCUUUGUACUGAUCUAAGCUAUUCUUUGUAUAAAUACAAUUUAUUUUUAUUGUGCAACAUUUUAGUAAAGGUGACUUACAACA